AUGUGUGGCAUAUCCUGCAUCCUUGCCCUGCAGCAUUCCCAUCACAAGCUUCCUGAACUUGCACAAGUCAAGAAGGCUAUACCCGGCGUUCAAACAAACGGCGACGCAGAUCACACAAAGCUCGCCGCCGAACUUGAUGCUUCUCUUGACCAGAUCAAACACCGCGGACCCGACUCUCGCGGCCAGUGGAUCAGCAAUGACAAGCGCGUUGCCUUUGGUCAUGUCCGUCUAGCCAUCAAUGACCUGUCUCCCGAUGGUAUUCAGCCGUUCCAUGACAAUGACCGCACCGUACAUGCAGUCGUCAAUGGCGAGUUCUACGACUACGAUAAUAUCCGCAAAGACCUCGAGACCAAGACCGACUAUAAGUUCCGCGGUCGCUCGGAUUCUGAGCUCGCCAUUGCCCUCUACAAGUAUUACGGCCUGAACUUCCUCCAUCACCUGAGAGGAGAAUUUGCUUGUGUCAUAUUUGACGAGUCACAGCAGCUCCUCAUUGCUGCUAGAGAUCGCUACGGUAUCAAGCCGCUGUUCUGGACCAUCCAGGAGGGACGACUUCUGAUCGCUGCCGAGAUCAAGGCUUUCCUGCCUCUGGGUUGGAAGCCUGAGUGGGACGUCAAGAGUCUGCUCGAUGCUGGCUGGAAUCACGACGAGAGGACUCUCUUCAAGGGCAUUGCCAAGGUCCGCCCUGGACAUUACCUUACAUGCCAGUCCUUCGAUCACAUUGAACAACGCCCGUAUUGGGACAUCAGCUAUCCAGACAAGCAUGCCGUCGAUGCUCGCACCCCCGAAGACAUGAUCCAGGGCGUCCGCGAACGCAUGCUCGACGCAAUCAAGAUCCGACUUCGCGCCGAUGUGCCCGUCGGCAUCUACCUCAGUGGUGGCAUCGAUUCUUCAGUCAUCGCUGGCAUGGUCACACAUCUGGUCAAAGAGCAGGGAAUAUCAAUGGGCAGCGCCAAUGCUACAGACCGCGUCUCGUGCUUCAGUAUCGCAUUCGACGAAGAGUCUGGCUUUGAUGAAUCUGCCAUCGCCAAUCGUACAGCCGAAUGGCUCGGUGUCCGCUACAUCAAGAAGCACAUGAACGAGGAAGAGCUGGCAAAGCGUUUCGAGGAUGCUACCUGGCAUUGCGAACAUCACAAUCCCGACUUCAACUUUGUUGGCAAGUAUGCGCUUUCAGAGGUGCCACAAGAAUUAGGCUUCAAGGUCGUCUUGACUGGUGAGGGCGCUGAUGAAAACUUUGCUGGCUACCCUCUGUAUUUGCCGGAUUACCUCCGUGAGCAUGACUUCAGUUGGGACAAACACAACACCUUGCCCGAGAGCGAACGCGAAAACCAGCUCGACCUCGCAGAAAAAGCAGCUGUGGACUACUACACUUCUGUUGGUGCAGAUGUUUCGAAUCGAGGUCCGUCUGUUGCUCGCCGCAUGCUCAACGACAUUACUACUGUCAGCAGUAUGGCGGCUUUCCAGCUUGACAUCUUUGCGCCUUGGGCAGCUUGCUACGGCAAAUGCGACCCUCAAGUCACAAUCGCCAACAAUGCAGAUGGUCGCGUUCGUAAUCUGAUCACAGACUCCUGGCAUCCUCUCCACUCAGCGCAAUAUGUCUGGUCAAAAGGACAUCUAGCCAACAUCUUCCUGACAUGUCUAGGAGAUCGCACAGAGAUGGCGCACAGCAUUGAAGCACGUACUCCUUUCCUUGAUCAUAAGCUGACAGAGUACGUCAAUCAUCUGCCGCCAUCAGCCAAGCUGCGCUGGGAGCCUGAAGCAAAGACCUUCACAGAGAAGUGGGUACUUCGAGAAGCCUCCAAACCCUUCAUCACCAAGGAAUUGUAUGAACGCAAGAAGCACCCCUACUCUGCACCGACAACCUGGCCCGAGGGGGGUCCACUGAACAAGCUCCUGGAUAAGCUUAUCAGUGAAGAGAACAUCAAGCAGCUGGGCUUUGUUGACUGGGAGAGAUGCAAGGGACUGACAGCCAAGGCGUUUGGUAAGAAUGGCGAUCCCAUGGCUAUGAGAUAUGCCAUCGUCGUGGCGGAGUGGGUCAUUCUGGGACAGCGAUUCGGUGUCGCGACGGCCAAAAAGCCAGAGGGAUGGUGAUGUGAGCGCUGUCUCAGAAGCUUGAUUGUGGGACUCAAGACGCCUAGCAGUAGUUAAUGCAUGCAGACGCUUAUCCUAUCUCUCGAUGCAGUACAUCAACAGUGACGUCUGCUGCUUAUACAUGGACGUGCAUGUCAUUUCCACAAGACCGGUCGCAGCGAACAAGUCCAUUCCUUCUAGAAAGCAUGAGGGACGGCUAGAGGUGAGAUGGGUGUUUCAGGUGGUGCAUGCGGAGUGUGACAUUGCGGAGUUCGGCGAGGCAAGGCUGAGAUUGAGACACCAUCAUCUCUGAGACGAGCAUGCUGGUAGACUUGACUGAAUCGUGUCGAAGAAGCAAUGGAAAGCAGAGAAGCCCGACUUCGCGUGCUCGACAAGUGGUAGAGUAUAUGAUGGAGCAGAGAAGGAUGCACGGCCGGGAAUACCGAUCAACGAUUAGGGCAGGGAUCGACAACGGCGAUGAUUCGUCUCGGCAGACGGGG
Aureobasidium pullulans EXF-150 is the source of this 2567-nucleotide messenger RNA. RefSeq names its product asparagine synthase. The record is from RefSeq and is a predicted model, not a curated record. Gene Ontology annotation, molecular function: asparagine synthase (glutamine-hydrolyzing) activity. The transcript is spliced from 3 exons. Bases 1 to 2088 code for a protein of 695 amino acids. Lineage: Eukaryota; Fungi; Ascomycota; Dothideomycetes; Dothideales; Saccotheciaceae. Gene Ontology annotation, cellular component: cytosol.